AACAUAUUUGGAUAAUACCUGCCUUGCGGCUAGUUUGGCACGCCCUCAAACAGAGCUAGUUAGAGCGGAGCUGGAGCGGAGUUCGGUUCGGUUGACCAAUCACAACAGAGUGGGCUUUUUGGGUAUGCAAGUAUGGACCUAAAAAUGAGCAUAAUAGGUCGUCUUUAAGUUUUUCUUUCACUUUUACAACAUAGUAGGCGUAGUAGGCCCCUACUGACCCACAUCUAUGGUGCUUAUAGCGACUGAUAACACACAUUUAAUGACCUGACAACAGUCUAAACUUACACACACACACACAUACAGAAUAAAUACUGACCCAAACAUAUGUGUCGUAUGACAUUUCAUUAUCGAGUCAAGCUCGAAAACCACUCUCCCGACUCUGUGUGACAAGAGUGCAAGAUGCUGAGCGAGUUUAUAUGUGUUAUUCAAACAAUCGAAACUCCUUGUAUUAUUCAUGGGUUGCUGGAAAAACAUAUGGAGGUAUUAACUCGGUGACAGUACUGUUGAAUAUAACAAGCCCAGGGCUAGGAACGCCACCGCAGCUUGAGAAUAGAGCCACCCAUUUAAUAAAACAGACAGCAGUGUCAUAUCUAAUUUAUUCAGUAUCGAAUACAAUAAUAGAGUUUUACUUUUUGUAAUAUUUUCCAUCACCUUUUAUCACACAUUCUGGUGUAGGGCUUCAUAUUCUGGGAAAUGUAAUCGCAGUUUAUCUGAUGUACUUUAUCACCUUGUUUUUAUUACUGUGUGUGAGGUAUUGCAUUUGUGAACUCACUUUUUGAACAACAGCAAAGUUAUUCACAUCUAUAGCCUAUAGAAGAGGGGCAGAUGGGCCUGGCUCAACUUCUUCACUGGGCUGUGGGAGAAUCAAGCGCUUUUGAUGAAACUGAAGAAAACAAGAUUAAAUAUGUAUAAAGCACAGUGUACUUUACUUCACCUGGUAACCCGAGACACUGCCUUGACCAGGAGGCUCACAGCGUGGUGCUGAGCUGCAGACGUGACUCAAACAGAAUUUCAUCUUUAACAUAAAUGCCUAAUGGAACGGACUGCUGCAACCAUUUCAAACUGGACUGUGUUGUUUAUUGCUGCUGAUUUUGAUGUAUUCUGCCCUGUGUGUUUUUCAGAUCUCACCCCUUUGAGCCUCUUCUAUAGGAGAAGCCUCAUAUGAUGUCAGUUUUCCAUCUUUAAGAAGUUCUGACAUUGCAUAAUGGUGCAACAAAUUCCUCUCACUAUCCGGUCCAGCAAGUUGUGCUAAUUGAACGCACGGUGUUUCCUGUUAUCUGAUAUAUUGCCGCUGAGCAACAUUUCAGAGCAACAUGCGCAGCCAGAGGUCGGCGUAUAACAGACAGCAAGCCAACGAGCACAAUGGAUAAUCACCAAAAGAGGAAUCUAACUUUUUAUACCAUUGGACUGAUAUUUAUGCUGAGCGGCAUUGAGUACGCCGUCAUUCUACCUACAAUAUGGAGGUACCUCCAGAUUUUGGAGGCCCCCCCUUACUUCCUGGGUCUGGGUCUGUCGGCCUUCAGUCUGAGCGGGCUGGUCACAGGCCCGCUUUUUGGGUUGUGGUCAGACCGGAGCAAAACUACAAAGUCCAUCAUCCUUUUCUCCAAUCUUUUUGAGAUUGCUGGUAACAUCCUGUAUUUUAUUGGAUACUCAAAGUGGCUGUUGUUUUGCAGUCGGCUUGUGGCAGGUGUCGGUGCAGGAGCGGGCUCCUCCAUCUUUGGUUUCCUGACUCGGAGCACUCGGCCAGAGGAGCGCGCUGGCAUCUUCGCGGCCAUCAUGGCUUGCCGACAAGCCGGUCUCCUUGUGGGGCCGGCGUUCAACCUGUUCCUGCGGCUGUGUGAUUUCAAACUGGGGCCCUUUGUUGUGAACAAAUAUACAUCUCCUGGGAUCUUCAUGUGCCUUUUGUGGGUGCUGCUCCAGUUUGUCGUCCUGGCUAUGUACUGGGACGUACCACCCAUCAGCUCGGAGGGGGGCACGGCGAUGGUGGAGAUAAAACAACAAGAGGAGGAGAAUGAUGAUGAGGAGGAGGUGCUGCUCAUGGGGUCCGACGAGGAGCAGGUGCACACCUACAGAGCUGUCAACUCCGACCUAGAGGAGACCUCCGCCUCAUCUGAGAAGCAACCCGUCCUCGGCGUCUCCAAACCCUUCAAACGCUUCAGCGCCAGCAGAGAGCUCCUGAGAGAGGAGGUGGUUGUUCUCCUCACGGCUCAGUUCAUCACUCUCUUCAAUCAGACAGCCCUGGAGACCAUGGUGACUCCUCUGACGGAGCGCCACUUCAGCUUCGGCGAGCUGGGCAACAGCCUGAUGUACAGCCUGUGCGGGGUGGAGGUCAUCCUGGGCUUCUUCUUUGUGCGCUGGCUGAGCAGGAGGGUGGCGGACCGCGCCGUGCUGGCCGUGGGCCUGGUCAUCUGCUGCGUGGCUUGCAUCUGGUGCCUCGUCUUCCUCUGCGACCCCCGAGGUGGAUAUGGAUGGGAGCUGUCGGCCUUCAUCAUAGGAGUGUUUCUGCAGCUGCUGGGGCUUCCCUUCGUGGCCGUGUCUCAGGUGUCUCUCUUCUCCAAAAUCACUGCCGAGAAAACACAAGGAUUCAGCCAAGGUGUCAGACGCUCAGUUGGGGGCCUGGCCACCAUCUUGGGUCCUUUGUGGGCUGGAGGACUUACAGAUAAUUUGUACAUAAUGCUGGGCAUGAUGCUAGCUCUCCUCAUACUGAUCUCAGUUAUGACAGCACUGUCCUACGAGCGGCUGACUGAGCCCAGGGCAAUGCAGUGUGCCCAGAGCUCUGACAGCGAGAGGAUAGAGGAGGAUGCAGUCAGCCUGAAGAGCCCGAGAGGCUAAAGACGGACGGAGGGAGCGCCCUUCACUUCUAAGAGAAUCAAUACAAGUUUACUGCAGAGGAAACUGUAUGAGUGUGGAAUAAAAAUGAUCACAUACUGUACUUCAGUAUGCCACAGAGGUGAACACACAGGUAAAAACACUAAGCUUUGCACAAUCUGUCAGAUUUUAUUAGAAUACAUGCACAUCCCUAUCAGACUAUUCAUUAUACUUUACACAAGGGGGCACCAUUGCUCUCAUAUUGAAUAUUCAGAGGUGUAAUUGAAGAUGAAAGCCCUUAUUUUUAAACUAAACUAUUUAUAUUCCCAGGUGUUGAUGAAAAGAUAACUGAGCAGGGUUUGUUUUUUUCCAUGUGACCCAUGUACCAAAUUUUUCAUUUCUUGUCCCGAGCCUUUC
Sebastes umbrosus (honeycomb rockfish) is the source of this 3225-nucleotide messenger RNA. It is a transcript of the gene mfsd8l2, whose product is annotated as major facilitator superfamily domain containing 8-like 2. Lineage: Eukaryota; Metazoa; Chordata; Actinopteri; Perciformes; Sebastidae. Gene Ontology annotation, molecular function: transmembrane transporter activity. The transcript has 11 exons. The record is from RefSeq and is a predicted model, not a curated record. The coding region runs from base 1363 to 2832 and encodes 489 amino acids. Gene Ontology annotation, biological process: transmembrane transport.